AUGUUGCGAAGUGCACGAUAUGUUUUGGAAACACUGAAAGAGCAUAACGUACUCGAGGACUUGAAAGUGCUCUAUCCAAAUUACGGUAUUACUAUUUGUGGACACUCUCUGGGUGCUGGAGUUGCUACACUUCUUGCACUGUUACUGAAACAAUCGUACGAAACAAUUCGAUGUUACGCGUUCUCACCGCCUGGUUGUGUGAUUAGCGAGAGUGGAUUGCCUGAAACCGAGAAUAUGGUGUUUAGUGUGAUCGUUGGAGACGAUUUAGUUCCACGGCUCUCUUAUGAAGUAUUCUUUCAUUUAAUCAUAUUGAUUUAG
Molecule: messenger RNA, 318 nt
Organism: Anisakis simplex (herring worm)
Lineage: Eukaryota; Metazoa; Nematoda; Chromadorea; Rhabditida; Anisakidae
Source: the annotation of a GenBank genome assembly